Messenger RNA from Toxorhynchites rutilus septentrionalis, 712 nucleotides. Its product is annotated as keratin, type II cytoskeletal 68 kDa, component IB-like. Lineage: Eukaryota; Metazoa; Arthropoda; Insecta; Diptera; Culicidae. The transcript has 2 exons. The record is from RefSeq and is a predicted model, not a curated record. Bases 71 to 451 code for a protein of 126 amino acids.
AAGAUGGCACAAUAUCAUUGUCAACGUGUAACUGAUAGCGUUCGGAGUAAAAACAAAGAAGUUACAGAAAAUGAAGGCUGUCUUCGCUGCUGCUGUUCUGGCCACCAUUCUGGUUGCAGCCAACUGUGCGCCAUACCAAAUUGCUUACCUGGUUCCUGUGGAAGUGACCCGAGUCGCCCGAGCGGCCCAGUUCGGUGGUAGCGCAGCGAACGCAGGUGCCCAGAGCUUUAACGCUGGUGGAUUUGGUGGUGGCUUGUCUGGAAGUUCAGCAAACGCCGCCUCUCAGUCCUUCUCCGCCGGUGGCGGAUUUGGUGGAUUCCCAGGGUUCAGCGGCAGUGCAGCCAGCGCUCAGUCUCAGAGCUUCUCCAGCGGAGGUGGCGGUAGAUUCCCCGGAUUCGGUGGAUUCAGUGGAUCGGCUGCCAACGCUGGUUCCCAGUCAUUUAGCGGUUAGAUCUGUGUGGCCUUGACGCCUUGAUCAACGGUCCUGUACUUCAUUCUCAUUCUGGUCCCAGUAAGAUUUUGAGAAUCAUGAGCUUUGAUUAACUAAUUCUAGGAUGUAAUUCGAAGCGAGUCAGUUAUACACACAAUAAUUUAUGUACAUGCAUUUUUGGAAUUUAUGAAAUGCAACGAAGGGAGCUUAAGAUGAUUAUAUGUGAUAAAAUGUUUUCCACGAAAGAUCUUUAAACAUUAAAGAAAAAAAUUAAAAAAACAA